Carlito syrichta (Philippine tarsier) is the source of this 2316-nucleotide messenger RNA. It is a transcript of the gene CWC25, whose product is annotated as CWC25 spliceosome associated protein homolog. Gene Ontology annotation, biological process: mRNA splicing, via spliceosome. The transcript has 10 exons. The record is from RefSeq and is a predicted model, not a curated record. Lineage: Eukaryota; Metazoa; Chordata; Mammalia; Primates; Tarsiidae. Bases 171 to 1451 code for a protein of 426 amino acids. Gene Ontology annotation, cellular component: U2-type spliceosomal complex.
UGACGCUCUCCCGGAAGUGGCCUCUAGAUCGGUUGGUGAAAGUGGCCGCUGGUGGCUCCGGGACAGGUCCCGGGAGGUCGCCCUUGGACGAUUUCUCCACGUCCUCUCCGGAUACCUCCCCACCCCCUGAGUCUUCCACAUCCGCGUGGUGAGGACACGUAACCACCAUCAUGGGGGGCGGAGACCUGAAUCUGAAGAAGAGCUGGCACCCGCAGACCCUCCGCAAUGUGGAGAAAGUGUGGAAGGCCGAGCAGAAGCAUGAGGCUGAGCGGAAGAAGAUUGAGGAGCUCCAGCGUGAACUGCGGGAGGAGAGGGCCCGAGAGGAGAUGCAGCGCUACGCGGAGGAUGUUGGGGCUGUCAAGAAAAAAGAAGAAAAACUGGAUUGGAUGUACCAGGGUCCUGGUGGGAUGGUGAACCGUGACGAGUACCUGCUGGGACGUCCCAUUGACAAAUACGUUUUUGAGAAGAUGGAGGAGAAGGAGGCAGGCUGCUCUUCUGAGACGGGGCUCCUUCCGGGCUCCAUCUUUGCCCCAUCAGGAGCCAAUUCCCUUCUUGACAUGGCCAGCAAGAUCCGCGAGGACCCACUCUUCAUCAUCAGGAAGAAGGAGGAGGAGAAAAAGCGAGAGGUGUUGAAUAAUCCUGUGAAAAUGAAGAAGAUCAAAGAGCUGUUGCAGAUGAGUCUGGAAAAAAAGGAGAAGAAGAAGAAGAAGGAGAAGAAAAAGAAACACAAGAGACACAAGCACAGAAGCUCGAGCAGUGACCACUCCAGCAGUGAGGAAGAUCGCAGCCAGGGAAGAUCUCAGAAGAAGAUGGCAAAUUCUUCUGCUGUUUUGCCUAAAGUCCCUGGAUAUGGCUUACAGGUCAGGAACUCUGACCGGAACCGGGGACUGCUGGGUCCUCCCACGGCUGAGCAAAAGCGAGUGCAUGGGCUGAGGAACCAUUCCAGGUCUCGGAGCUCCUCCCACUCACCUCCCCGACACACCAGCAAGAAGAGCAGCAGGGAAGUGGGGUCCCGGGACAGGAGAUCUCGAUCCCCGGGCAGAAGGUCACGGUCCCCCAGACCCAGCAAACUCAGGAACUACUCUAAAGUGAACAGGAGAGAGAGAGGCCACACUAAGAGCCCUUCGCCUAAAAAAGAAGUCUACCAGCGGCGACAUGCUUCCGGAUACACUAGAAAACUCUCAGCAGAGGAAUUAGAGCGAAAACGGCAGGAAAUGAUGGAAAAUGCCAAGUGGCGGGAAGAAGAAAGGCUGACCCUCCUGAAGAGGCAUGCCAGGGAUGAGGAGCGGGAGCAGAGGUUGGAGAAGCUGGACUCCCGGGAUGGGAAGUUCAUCCACCGCAUGAAGCUAGAGAGUGCGUCUACUUCCUCCCUGGAGGAUCGGGUGAAGCGGAACAUCUACUCGCUGCAGAGAACUUCAGUUGCUCUCGAGAAGAACUUUAUGAAAAGAUGAAGACUGUUCCCUCUCUUACUGGUUUUCCUGAAUUUUCUAGGGAGGCUGUGACCCCUUACACAUUCUCUUUAUAAGAGUUCUAAUGACUUCUGCAGAUGUCAGACUACCACUGUUCAAAGUGACUCUCCUCCCUCGACUCCUGAGACAGUUUGCUUACUUUGAGAACCGGUGUGACUUGGCAGCAUGUAGAGUGGGUUUUGACUGUUAAUGGUGAUCACUAGAACAUCUGAGUGUAAGGACUCAGGCUGUUCUAGAAGGGGUACCCUGGUUUGCAGAGUUUACCAUGCCACUUCUUUCCCACCUGUGCAACAAACCUGUUCUACUGUCUCAGUUUAGGCCAGACCUUCCAGAAACUUCUCUCUAGAUUCACCUGGGUGGAUUGUGCUUACUGAGAUAAAUGAACAUUUAUGUGAUUUACUAGAUCAUGUGACAAUGAUGUCAGAUUAGGGCAGAGCCAAGGGAGUAACAGAAUCUGGAAGAGAAAACCAUACAAAAAGUCCCAAAUGAACUGCUGACCACUUGACCUUUGGAACUAUAUAGAAAUGUAAUGUCUAUAUGUACAGAUGUAUAGUUUUUACAUGCUUUUAAAAAAUGCUAACUUUAUGAGAAUAUCUUGUUUGGUACAUGACCCUGACAGCAACUAAUACUAUCAGGCAGGCCGGCUCAUUUUUCUCCCUGGAUCCAGGUGGUUUAGGAGGAGCCUUGGUUUAUUGAUAGGAUACAGAGUAUUCAUCAUUUUCUGCUGCUUGGAGUCCUCAGUGCAAGCAAUGCGGCGGUGUAGUCAGAUGAUUUUAGGGAGCCAGGACCCACUUGCUGGCAUACUCUGGGACCCCUAAAGGAAAAUAAAACGGAAGCUGUUUCUUUC